Molecule: messenger RNA, 1689 nt
Organism: Brettanomyces nanus
Lineage: Eukaryota; Fungi; Ascomycota; Pichiomycetes; Pichiales; Pichiaceae
Exons: 1
Coding region: 1-1689 (562 amino acids)
Biological process (GO): peptidyl-lysine monomethylation
Cellular component (GO): nucleus
Molecular function (GO): protein-lysine N-methyltransferase activity; protein binding
Source: RefSeq, a predicted model, not a curated record
AUGUCGUUUGAACAAGAUACUGAGAGAUUUGAUUUGUGGAUUAAGAAUCACUUCUCCAUUGUGUCUCGCAAAUUCAGGAUAGCUGAUCUGAGAGAUCAUAGUCAGGGAAGAGGACUUAUAGCUACCGAGGAUAUCAAGAAAGAUGAGACCUUGUUUGAAUUUUCCCGAGAUCACAUUAUCAACGUGGAUUCUGCCACUUUAGGCCAGUUACAGAAUCGUUCUAACAAGGAGAUUUUGAUUAGUCUGAACCAAUGGGAAGCACUAAUUUUAUGCUUGGCUUAUGAACUUAUGUUAGCAGAGAAAUCCCGUUGGUGGGAUUAUCUAAGAAUUCUUCCCCAGACUAUAGAUAAGUUUUCGACUCCAAUGUUUUGGAAGGAUGAAGAUCUUGGCUUUUUGAAGCCUUCUUGUGUUACGGACAGAUUAGGGAAGCAGGAGGCCGAGAAAACUUACUUUAAGUUGGUUCCUGAGUACUGCAUCAAACUGGGAGUUCCUGAAUUGGCUAAGUUUUUGACCAUCAACCAGUUUCAUGCUGUAGCCAGUUUAAUAAUGUCUUACUCGUUUGAUGUUGAUCAUGCCGAGGAGGUUAGUGAGGGGGAGGAGGAGAGGGGGGAGAACCAUGCAGACGUUCAGGAUGACGUUCAGGAUGACGUUCAGGAUGACGUUCAGGAUGAUCCCCAGACUGAUCUCCAGACUGAUCUCCAGGCUGAUCUCCAGGCUGAUCUCCAGACUGACCUUGGUGCAGAAUCCAUUAAAUUCGAUACCUAUCUCAAAUCAAUGGUUCCCUUAGCAGAUACUCUCAAUGCAAACACCACAUUGGUCAAUGCUACCCUGCAUUAUGACCAAGAACAACUUGUCAUGAAAGCCAUAAAGGACAUUAAAAAGGAUGAACAGAUCUAUAAUACUUACGGAGACUUGCCCAACUCUGAAAUCCUAAGAAAAUACGGCUACAUAGAACUUCCUUCUUCUGCUGCCGAGUUUGCAGAUAUUCCUAGAACCGUAUUAGUUGAUUUCUACAAGCAGAAAUACACAAAAACCUUUCCUACCAUCAAAAAUGUACAUCAUCUGGUAGACAUAUUGAUUCAGCAGAUAGCAGAAUCUGACUAUCUUGAGGAAACUUUGGAUGAUUCCGACGACGGUAUAGUUCUAGAAAGAUACGAAGUUUACGCCAAUGGUGAACUUAUACCUGAGUUCAUUCUUCUUUUACUCAUUCUUUCCACUCUCUUUGAGAGUUUCCGAACUGACUCCAAAUGGUUUAGAAAACUCUGUCGUCACAUGGAUAAAUUUGAAGGUGAGUUUCAGAUCUUUGUGAACCGAGUCAUUGCCAAAUGUUAUCAGUUACUUGAAGAGAGAUCGAUUGUUACGGAUGCAUUUAUUGAUGAUCUCAAACAAAUUGUUCAGUCCAGACUUGAUCAGUAUCCUGAAAAGAUCGUCUCCUCUGAAUGCAUUCUUCCUAAGGAUUUCAGUUUACAAUUAUCCAAUAAGCAGAUUGCCGAUGUGGUGUUGAGUAAUGAGGUUCGCUGUCUACAGGACAUACUGGAUGGUAAAUUUCCUCCUAAUGAGGAUGGUUCAGAAGAGCCCAAAUUUGAAGUCAUAUCCAAUCAGAAGUUCUUGAAAAACGUCCUGAAGAGAAAGAGAGAAGAUGAUGAAAAGAGAUCGGAAAGAAAGAAUAGAAGAGUUCAAAGGAGUUAA